UGUUCGGAAAACGCCAUAGCACGUAUUAGUGAUGAAUUUUGGUUUGAUCCCAUAGAAAAAGGUCUUGCCUUAAGAUCAGUGAAUUCUUCCAGGUCAGCAUAUGCAUGUGUCUUCUUCUCAUCUAUGUUUUUCCAACAUUACUGCUGGACAGCUGUGUCUCAGCCGCGUCAGAAAGAAAAACAGCUAUCCCGUCCAUGCAAAUUGAUCAUUAAGUCAGUUCUCCCUGUAUUCAGAUGUGCAAAUAUGCUGGAAAGGAACGUAGAGAGAUGCAGCAUUUAUACAGAUACUAGUGGUCAUCACGUGACUUUUCAGCUCUUCUGCAAACAUGGUGUUGUAAAAACAUACAACCUGACGUUUCGGGAGUGUGAUCCGUUGCAGGCUGUUUUUGCAAAGCACAUGUGUCCAAACGUGCUGAAAGUCCACUCCAGGCUGCUGGCUGACAUCAUGGUUCACUUUCCGAGCAGUCAGGAGGAAGUAACCUUAUCAGUUACACCAACAAAAGUUUGUUUCAAGAGUUACACGGAGGAGGACACUG
Eurypyga helias (sunbittern) is the source of this 535-nucleotide messenger RNA. RefSeq names its product cell cycle checkpoint control protein RAD9B-like. The transcript is spliced from 5 exons. NCBI's taxonomy places the organism in Eukaryota, Metazoa, Chordata, Aves, Eurypygiformes, Eurypygidae. Gene Ontology annotation, biological process: mitotic intra-S DNA damage checkpoint signaling; DNA replication checkpoint signaling; DNA repair. The annotation marks the transcript as partial. Gene Ontology annotation, cellular component: checkpoint clamp complex. The record is from RefSeq and is a predicted model, not a curated record.